Closterium sp. Naga37s-1 is the source of this 1908-nucleotide messenger RNA. The record is from the annotation of a GenBank genome assembly. NCBI's taxonomy places the organism in Eukaryota, Viridiplantae, Streptophyta, Zygnematophyceae, Desmidiales, Closteriaceae.
AUGGCUGGAGUGGCUACGGCGGUGGCAGGGCUGCUAGUCGCAGUGUUUCUUGCCUCUCUGACAGUAUCGAGGCUGCUGCCGGUGAAAGUUGACCCUCCAGCCAGCGAUGAAUUGACACACCAUCUUCCACAAGACCCUCCCAGCCUGGAAGCGAACCGCUCUCUCGUGCAUCAACCGACAACCCUCGUUGAGGUGCCCAAUGCCACUGCCACAGGUCACAAUGUCUCAGGUCUGGCUCUGCUUCAGUCCCACGAAGGCGCAGAGCCUUCAGCUCAACCUGCCCGUUUUCACCCUAUGCCUCUUUAUCUCCUUCAAACUCUACUGUAUGCACUGUACACAGCGCUGUGUCCGCUCAUAGUGCUGCUCUGGUGGAUGAACGUCACUCAAGCACAACUGAGGGAGUGGUUGCGCCUGCAGGGCUUAGCUGCGAAAGCUAGGCUGUUGAAGCUGAAGAGAGCAGCUGCGUUCUUCAUGGAACUUAAUAACUUCCCACUUCUCCACAAAGCCAUUGAGAUUGGCAGUUUUGGAAAGAAGAUAAUAAAUGAGGCUUUGGUGGUAGCGCUGAGUCAACGGGCGGGAACAGACUCGCUGAAAGCAGCUAUGGAGAGGGCAGAGAAGCGAAUCAGCGCCUUGGAGAGGCACCUGGAGGAUUCAAGGAAGGAUCAGGAGGAGCGUGAGAAAUCAGAAGCUGGGGUGAGAAGAGAAGUGCACGAGGCAACAUAUGAAGCGCAAGCACUGAAAAGGGACCUGGAGGCAAGAGAGGGAGGAGAGGAGGAGAGGGGUGGAAACGGCUGCACUGCUGCACGCAUGGUGGAGAGGGAGAAGGAGUUAGCGGCAGUGCAGGUGCAGCUGGCGGGAGUAAAGCAGGAAUUGCCUCAACUCGUAGAGGCUGUAAGAAGGGAAGGGAGUGAGUUUAGUGAGGGCAGGUUGGCAGCAGCGAGACAGGAUUUGUCUCAACAGAUUACAGCGGAGGUGGAUGAGAUAAGGAUGAUGUUUCAGGAGAGAAUCGCCAAGUUUGCAGCUGAGUUGAAGCGAAGGGAGAGGGAGCUUGCAGCAGUGAAGCAGCAGUUGGGUGAGUUCAGGAAGGCUGCAAAACAAGAGGCGAAUGAACUGAAGGACAUAGGGGGCGCUUUGCAGGAAGGCAGUGAGGACGCUGGUGCGAUGGUGAGGGAAGAAGGCGGAAGGGAGCUCAGCAAGCAAGGCUGUGAGGCCGUGUGGUGGAACGGCACGGCGAAAGGAGGACACUGCGAGGGGGCUGGUCAAGCAAUCUGGCAGGGACUCGAGUCCGCCUCAGGAAAGCCCAGCCUUAAUCUGAGCGGGUUUUGUAGCCUCUCUGCUGCCGUCCUUUCACGUAUCUCGACCGAUCCCAAAUGUUUCGACGAGGAGGUUCGCGAGGGUGUGCUUGUCGCGGGGUCCUACACGGCGGUCAACGACGGUCACGGGGAGCCGUUCAAAGUCAACGCUCAGGUGACUGACCCGUCAGGGCAGCAGCUGCACUGGCAGCACGACGUGGCGGAGGGGCAUUUCGGGUUCACAGCGGACGAGACGGGCGAGUUCUCCGUGUGCUUCUGGCUGCCCCACGAGGGCCACCACGAUGCCAAGCGCGCUCACAAGAUCGACAUCACGUGGACCACUGGCAAAUCGCAGAAGAGGGUUAGUCAUGCAGCCAAGAAGGAGAGGCUCGAUCAUUUCGACCUGGAGCUGCAGAAUCUGGAGGAUGCUAUCGACAAGGUGACCCAGGAGAUGAGCUUCUUCCAUGAGAGGGAGCUGGCGAUGAGGAUGAAGACGGAAGAGACACACGUGUACGUGGCGUGGCUCAGCGUGGCGUCUCUCCUCGUGUGCGGAACCCUCGCCGCGCUACAGCUCUGGCACCUCAAGCGCUUCUUCGAACGCAAGAAGCUGCUAUGA